Molecule: messenger RNA, 1274 nt
Organism: Coregonus clupeaformis (lake whitefish)
Lineage: Eukaryota; Metazoa; Chordata; Actinopteri; Salmoniformes; Salmonidae
Product: histone H3.3A
Exons: 5
Coding region: 240-650 (136 amino acids)
Cellular component (GO): nucleosome
Molecular function (GO): structural constituent of chromatin; DNA binding; protein heterodimerization activity
Source: RefSeq, a predicted model, not a curated record
UAACCUGCCAUUUUAACCCAAUAUAGGACUCCAUUCUGUUGUGUGAACAACGCAAUAAAUAAGGACACGAGACCAGUUUCAAAUUUGUAACGUUGGCUGUUGUAUCAAAGCAGCCAUCGUCUCCAAUGCGUAAGAGGCGGGGACCUACUUGGUGAAAGACGUUGCUGAUAGGCGGAAAAGGAAGAAAAUCCCGCCCCUCAGAUCACUAAACAACUCCCUAUUGGUAACUUGUAGGAGCUAUGGCCCGUACCAAGCAGACAGCCCGUAAAUCUACUGGAGGCAAAGCCCCACGUAAGCAGCUGGCCACCAAAGCUGCCCGCAAGAGCGCCCCUUCUACUGGUGGGGUCAAGAAGCCCCAUCGCUACAGGCCUGGUACUGUGGCCCUGCGUGAGAUUCGUCGGUACCAGAAGUCCACUGAGCUGCUGAUCCGCAAGCUGCCCUUCCAGCGCCUGGUGAGAGAAAUCGCUCAGGACUUCAAGACUGACCUGCGUUUCCAGAGUGCAGCCAUUGGAGCCCUGCAGGAGGCCAGCGAAGCAUACCUUGUUGGUCUGUUUGAGGACACCAACUUGUGCGCCAUUCACGCCAAGCGUGUCACCAUCAUGCCCAAAGACAUCCAGCUGGCACGUCGUAUCCGUGGGGAGCGUGCUUAGAUGCCUCCCUAAUUUACCUGUCCUGUCUCUUUUCCUCCCUUACCACUUUUCCUUAUAAGUAGCUUGAUUUGAGUAAUGAUGUGACAAAAGUAGUGUCUAGUCUUGUCCCCCUUAGCAGCAGACUUUUAGGGUACUUUGUGUAUUAUGUAUCUGUUUUGAAGCUGCUCUGAGUCUCAUCUUUAAUGUGUAUGCAAAUCAGCACAGCAAAGGAUACAUGAAGCAUCUUGGGCAAGCGUUUUCCCCUCCUACUAUUGACUAUGCUAUUACAUUAUUAUAACAGGGUUUUCUAAUUGCUAUACAUGCAUUGUUUUUUUUACAUGUACCCUUUAAUGUUUUUUUUUUACAACAAGUUUCUACUGUUUACAGGAUGCAUUUACAAAUAGUUCAUUCUGUUCAGAAAUUGAUUUUUUUUAUGACAUUGAUUCAAAAUGUUGCAAAGGCCUAUAUGUAGCGUAAUGUUGAUGUAUUUCUCCCAUGUUUUUAUCCAGGUAAUAUUUUAGUUCCUUUCUCAGGUUGUGAUACCCUUUUCUUACUGGUUUUGAUUUAAUAAUUUUCUGUAAAUUUUAAGCAGACAUUUGUAAUAUCCAGAAUUCUCAAAGGUGAUAAUAAACUGAUGUUCCACAA